Molecule: messenger RNA, 369 nt
Organism: Elaeis guineensis (African oil palm)
Lineage: Eukaryota; Viridiplantae; Streptophyta; Magnoliopsida; Arecales; Arecaceae
Source: RefSeq, a predicted model, not a curated record
AUGAAACAUGACAAGGUUGCUACUGCUUUUAUUAUCCAAAAUCAUGAUGCUCAAGUUAUUCAAGCUGGUGGUAAGCUCUUGUCUCUCAUCUCUGUUUCUUAUGCUGAGCUAAUGGCAGUUUGGUUGGGAGUUCAGGCUACUAUGCUUGAGCAUAGAACCACAAAUAUUUGGCUUGAAGAUGAUUCUUCUAUGGUAAUUCGGUGGUUUACUGAUUCCCAUUUCCAUGAUCAGUUGCAUGAUCCUUUAAUUCAAGAUUUACAACAUUGGAAAUUGACUACUACAUCUUUCAAUAUCACUCAUACAUAUCGUGAGGGUAACCAGGUGGCAGACUAUUUGGCUGACUUAGCAUACUUUGGGGAUUUUACAUGA